CUCUACCUACCACCACCCCACCCUUCCCGUCAAGUUCUUCUCCGGCGAGGGCGACGCCUCCAGCAGGUCACAAGGCGAUCCUGUAACCGUAGAGAUCUCUUCGCUAUACGAGCUCUGAAGACCUGGCCGGCGCCGCCUCGAUCUCUAGCAGAUAAAGAUCAAAGUGGAUCAGGCCGAGUCGUCUUGUCCAACACCGACAUGACGGACGGGGUCCAAGACAGUGAAGAAAUUGCUGCCCUGGAGAAGGCGUUGGUCGAUGAAACCAUGGAUCCAGUUGAUAUACCUUUCUCCCUUCUCAAGUCCAUCACAGGAAAUUUCUCGGAAGCUCAAGAGAUCGGCAGGGGCGGGUUCGGAGUGGUCUACAAGGGAGUGCUUCCAAGUGGUCGCACCGUCGCCGUGAAGCAGCUCUUCGAAAGGUACGAGAUCCUCGACAAGACUUUCGAUAGCGAGAUUGACUGUCUUGCGGGCCUCAAGCACAAGAAUACGGUGCGAUUUCUUGGGUAUUCCUCCGAGACGCAGUAUUUACGAAGGCUGUGCGACGGGAAGCUUCAGUGGGUAGCCAAGCGGCAGAGGCUGCUCUGCUUUGAGUACCUGCCCAAAGGGUGUCUUGCUCCCUAUCUCUCCGAUGCAUCUUGUGGACUUCAUUGGAGCACACGUUAUCAAAUAAUCAAGGGGAUCUGUGAGGGCAUACAUUAUCUUCACCAGCACCGUAUUAUUCACAGGGACCUCAAACCUCAGAAUGUACUAUUGGAUGAUAACAUGAUUCCCAAAAUUGCGGAUUUUGGACUAUCGCGACACUUAAGUGAAAGCCAGAGUCGGGAUAUCACUGAAAACAAGUUUGGGACAAUGGGAUAUAUGGCACCAGAAUUCUUUAAUAAGGGAGAAAUCACCUUCAAGACAGACGUAUAUAGUUUGGGUGCUAUAAUAAUGGAUAUUCUUAUGGGACAAAAGGAAUGCUCCGAUGUUAAGGAGGUAGUUGAAAGUUGGACGGACAAGUUUGGGACAUCAAAGAGUCAUACAUCACUGGAAGAAGUAAAGUUAUGUGCUGAGAUAGGGAUAAAAUGCAGGAACUAUGACCCCCGGAACAGGCCUGCUACAUGGUCUAUCAUCCAUGGAAUACUAGAUGAAGCGGAAAUUUCGAACUGGUCUGUUACAAGUGAUGUAGCUACCUCUACAGAAGGGCAGAUAAGACUUGCCUCCAAGCGGAUGGAUGAGCUGAAGUUGAUGGAUGAUUCUGCUACACCAUCCCAGCAGCAACCAUCAACGCUGGAAGUGGAGCAGGAGGGUGGCAAAGCGAGCCAAGAGAGGAAGAGGAAGGCAUCAACCAUAAGCUUCUCCAAGAUGGCGGAUGAGCUGAGGUUGAUGGGCGAUUCUGCUGCACCAUCCCAACUGCAACCUUCGGCACUGGAGGUUGAACAGGAGGAUGGCAAAGUGAGCCAAGAGAAGAAGAGAAAGACAAGCUUCUCCGGGUUGGUGGAUGAACUAAAGUUGAUGGAUGAUUAUGUUGCACCAUUCCAACUGCAACCAUCCUCACUGGAGGUGGAGCAGGAGGAUGGCAUAGUGAGCCAACAGAAGAAGAGGAGGGCAUCAACUAUGAGUUUGGCGACCAGGGUGAUGAGCACCCUUAGUGGCAAGCUUACCACUUUCAUCAACGAUGAGUACAAUAAGCGCAAAGAGGUAAGGAAGCAGGCGUCGUUCCUUAAGAAGGAGUUGAGCGCCAUACACGCUGCUCUUGAGCUGCCGGAGCUCAUGAAUGAGCUUGCUCCAGGUGUAAAAAUUUGGAGGGAUGAUCUCAGAGAGAUUUCCUACGACAUGGAAAAUUGCAUUGAUGACUUCAUCCGCCAAUUCGGGGUUGAGGAUGUUGAGGUAGGCUUUUUCUGGGAGGCUGCUGAACUUCACAAAAGGUUGUGCGAGCUUCAUCAAAUUUCCAACCAGAUGGAAGAGCUUAGGACUCUUGCGGUAGAAGCAAAUGCUCGACGUGAGAGUUACAAGAUUGAUGAUUGCAAGCCUAGCUUUGGCCAUGUGGCUGUCGACACUCGUUUGCGAGCGGUCUACCAGGAGGCGGCCAACCUUGUGGGCAUUGAAGGCCCUAGAGAAGAGGUUAUCAGUUGGUUGAUGAAUACUCAGAAAAAACUAAAGGUUGUGUCCGUUGUUGGUUUUGGAGGCCUGGGUAAAACUACACUUGCCAAACAGGUGUUUGACAAAAUCAAAGGGCAUUUUGAUUGUGUGGCAUUAUUUUCAGUUUCACAGAGGCCUGAUUUGAGAGUGCUUCUCAAUCGCCUACAACUGAAACUUGGGAUAAGUGUCUCUACUCACGAUUACGGGUUUGACGACAUCAUUGAAGAGCUAAAGAAGUAUCUCACAGAUAAAAGGUACCUUAUUGUAGUUGAUGACUUGUGGGAUCAAUCAGCAUGGAAUACUAUUAGUUGUGCUUUUCCAGAAAAUGGAAAUGGGAGUAGAAUAAUUAUAACCACACGAGUGGAAGAUGUGGCUGGCAUGGCCUGUCAUAAUGACCGUGAGUGCAUUUACACAAUGAAGCCCCUCAGUGAUGAGAACUCAAGAAUGUUAUUCUCCAAUAGAGUAUUUGGGUCUGAAGUUGUUUGUCCACCCCAUCUUAAAGAAGUUGCGGCUGAAAUUCUGAAGAAGUGUGGUGGUAUGCCGCUUGCAAUUGUCACUAUAGCUAGCCUACUAGCUACUCAAGUGAGAUCAAAGAAACACUGGGAGAGCAUAAGGAAAUCUCUGGGUGCCCAUUCUGCCACAAAUCCUUCAUUGAAAGAGAUGAAUAGUGUAUUAAACCUUAGCUACACACAUCUUCCUCUUCAUCUCCGGCCAUGUUUUCUGUACCUUGGUAUGUAUUCUGAGGAUCACAUCAUUCCACGGGAUUAUCUGGUUAAACAAUGGAUAGGUGAAGGCUUUGUCAGCAGUUUGCAUGGACCAGAUUUGGAGCAUGUCGGCAGGAGUUAUUUCAAUGAGCUUAUCAAUAGAAGCAUGAUUCAGCCGGCAGAAAAUGAUGAAAAUGAGUAUGGAGAGGUGUUGUGUUGCAGAGUACACGACAUGAUGCUUGAUUUGAUCCUAAGCAAGUGUGUAGAAGAUAAUUUUGUAAGUGUGGCAUACAAUUCUGAGGACAUGACAAGACUGCUGCAUCUCUGCAAAUACAAGGUUCGCCGAUUAUCCCUGUGCUUCAUGGCUGUUGGUGGAGCAACAUACGACACUGCUAUUUCUACUAGGCUGUCACAAGUUCGAUCAUUACUGUUCGAGAACACUAUACUCCCUCUUUUGUGGUUCAAGUACCUCAGGGUGCUAAUCAUUUUUAAUGAGGAGGAGGUAGUUGACCUCACCGCUGCUAGCCAAUUGUUUCUGCUUAGGUGUGUGAUGGUUAGAGCUUCGAAGAUAGAGCUCCCUAUUGAACUUGGUGAGCUUGUUUACUUGGAGACGCUGGACAUAUAUGAUUGUGAACUGAUAAAGAGCAUCCCUUCAGAUAUAGUUCAUUUGCCCCGCCUGUCCUGUCUAGUUCUUCCAGAUUGGACAGAGUUGCCUGAAGGUAUCGAGAAUAUGAAAUCACUGCACACCCUGCGAGGGCUUGACAUGGAAAAUAGCUCGCUGAAGUGUUUUAUGGGUCUCAGCGAGCUGACCAAUCUGAGGGAACUGCAUAUUUUUAGUUUGGGGUUGCCAGAAGUUGCUUUGGGGUUGCCAAAAGUUGAUGCUUUGGCUUGCUCCAUUGGAAAGCUUUAUAACCUUGAAUCUCUUGUAAUCUCUGGCGAUCAUUAUGAGCGUGAGGACAGGCAGCAGCUUGGCUCAUUAUCCAAUCCUUUUCAACAUAUUGAGCGUCUUGAAUUGCCUUUUUGGCGGUUAUGGAGGGUUCCAAAAUGGUUGUGUGGUCUCCAUUGCCUGCGCUUCCUUGAGCUGUAUGUUGAAGGGACAUCAACUCAGGAUUUUCAUCUGCUUGGAGAGCUUCCCUCCCUCGCCCACCUCGAAUUCAAAGCAUGUGAAAUCCCUGAUGAAAGAGCUAUGUUAGGCACAGGGCUAUUCCCAGUUCUGGAGUUCCUAGAUAUCCGGUCUAGUAAAGACACUACAGCAUACCUAGGCUUCGAGGCAGGUGCUAUGCCCAGUUUACGAAGACUCUGGAUCGGUGCGUCUCACUGGGGUGGCACUGUACCAGUCGGCAUGGAGCACUUGUUACCCCUCCAGGAGAUCAAAGUGUAUGGAGUCUCCAAUACUAAGGAUACCAAGGACGCGUUCAAGGAGGCCUUGCUGUUGCACCCGAACCGCCCUUCGGUCAAAGUUCACGCUUCAUAGCAGAGUAUAAUUCGCACAUGCAUUGUACUGUCUACCUUCCGUAGACCUGCUGGAGAAGUGAAAAGGGGCAGCUGAUUAAGGCGCUCUUGAUGCUUAUAUAUGUACUCCCUCCGUCCGGAAAAGCUUGUCCCUCAAGUGGAUGUAUCUAGCACCAAGUUAGUGCUCUAGAUACAUCCAUUUGAGGGAUAAGCUUGAGACAAGUUUUUUCGGACGGAGGGAGUAUAUAGAUACUGACAUCAAGGAAGGAGCUUACCACGAAUGUCUUAAGUUUUCCGGAUGUGGUUGUACUCACGACUGCAGAUGUGUCCGCUGCAUCUUUGUUUUUGACAGCUAAUUAGCGGUGGAUACGGAUCAAGAUCUGUAUUUUUCUUGUAAUCUGCCUCUCUGUAAUAGCUUGUAAUCCUGAUGCUCAAUAAAUGAAUG
Molecule: messenger RNA, 4719 nt
Organism: Triticum dicoccoides
Lineage: Eukaryota; Viridiplantae; Streptophyta; Magnoliopsida; Poales; Poaceae
Product: disease resistance protein RGA5-like
Exons: 10
Coding region: 199-4296 (1365 amino acids)
Biological process (GO): protein phosphorylation
Molecular function (GO): ATP binding; protein kinase activity; ADP binding
Source: RefSeq, a predicted model, not a curated record